Corylus avellana is the source of this 2133-nucleotide messenger RNA. The record is from RefSeq and is a predicted model, not a curated record. NCBI's taxonomy places the organism in Eukaryota, Viridiplantae, Streptophyta, Magnoliopsida, Fagales, Betulaceae.
CUAGAGAAUCCUAAUCCUUGGAAGAGAGGACUAAGUUUUUUUUUUUUCUUCUGUCUCUCUAUCUCUAGUGGGGAUCAACUGGCGGAUAUAGUUCUUCGAGGGUUGCCGAAACUUGAAAUCUACAACUCACGUUUCACUGCCAAUUUUGGUGAGUGGGCAUUGGGCUUCUGUGGAGGGGUGUAUGAUAAGGAUAAUGCAGGCAAUGUCCUUGGUGGUGACUAUCCAUUGGAGAGUGUGACCUCUAUUGACAUUUCAAAUAGAUGUAUUCACAAUUUGAUCAAUAAGGCUUUUUCACCUGUUUUGUUGCCAUCUCUAUCGUACUUGAAUCUUCGGGGGAAUCCGUUGGAACAGAAUUCAGUUGAUGACUUGUUGGAAGUCCUGAAGGGAUUUCCAUGCUUACAGUCUCUGGAGGUGGAUAUUCCUGGGCCCCUUGGAGAAAGUGCCAUUGAGAUUCUUGAAUCUCUUCCGAAGCUUUCUGAACUGAAUGGUGUCAAUGCAUCAAAGAUAUUAGAAACUGGAAAGCAUGUGAUUGAUUCAAUUCUUCAGCCACAUCUUCCUGAGUGGACUGCUGAGGAGCCUCUUGCUGAUCGUAUUAUAAAUGCUAUGUGGCUAUAUUUGAUGACAUAUAGACUUGCAGAUGAGGAAAAGAUUGAUGAAACUUCUGUAUGGUAUGCAAUGGAUGAACUAGGUUCAGCAUUGAGGCACAGUGAUGAGCCAAAUUUCAGGGUGGCUCCUUUUCUCUACAUGCCAGAGGGAAAUCUGGCAUCAGCUGUGAGCUUUUCUAUACUAUGGCCAGCCCAGAAUGCUGAAAAAGGAGAUGAGUGCACUCGUGAUUUUCUUUUUGGUAUUGGGGAGGACAAACAACGUUCUGCCAGACUUUCAGCUUGGUUCCACACGCCAGAGAAUUAUUUUAUUCAAGAGUACAAGAAAUACUGUCAAAACUUGGAAUCGAAAAGUUUGAUUUCUCCACCCAUACAGUCUUCUACAACUAGAAGUAUACAUCAUACUGACGGACCUGCUUUACGUGUUUACACUGAUAUACCUCAUGUUGAAGAGUUUUUGAAACGUCCAGAAUUUGUCAUCACAUCUGAACCAAAGGAUGCCGAUAUUAUAUGGACUGGCACGCAGGUAGAUGAGGAUAUGAAGAAGGCUGCCAGAAUAACAGAUCAGCAAUACAUAAACCAAUUUCCUUUUGAGGCUUGUCUUGUCAUGAAACAUCAUUUGGCAGAGACUGUUAAGAAGGCACAUGGAUCUCCUGAAUGGUUGCAGCCGACUUACAAUCUUGAAACUCAAUUAUCUCAACUUAUUGGUGACUAUUAUGCACGCAGAAGAGAUGGGCUUAACAAUCUAUGGAUCUUAAAACCUUGGAACAUGGCACGAACUAUUGAUACAACUGUCACUGAUAAUUUAACCGCUAUCAUUCGUCUCAUGGAGACUGGUCCUAAAAUAUGCCAAAAGUAUAUUGAGCACCCAGCUUUGUUUAACGGGAAGAAGUUUGAUCUUCGUUAUAUAGUACUGGUUCGGAGUGUGAACCCUUUAGAAAUAUUCCUUUCCGAUGUGUUCUGGGUUAGAUUGGCAAACAACCCAUAUUCUUUGGAGAAGCACAGUUUUUUCGAAUACGAGACUCACUUUACUGUUAUGAACUAUCGUGGGAGAUUCAGUCACAAGCAUACGCCAGAGUUUGUGACAGAAUUUGAACAGGAACAUCAAGUUAAAUGGUUGGAGAUCCAUCAGAGAGUGAGAAAAAUGAUACGAUCAGUCUUCGAUUCAGCUACUGCAGUACAUCCGGAGAUGCAUAGCCCUAGAUCGAGGGCUAUUUAUGGUGUGGAUGUCAUGCUCGAUAGAAGUUUCCAGCCAAAGUUGUUGGAGGUUACUUACUGUCCUGACUGUACAAGAGCAUGCAAGUAUGAUACAGAAUCUAUAUUUGGAGGGGGAGGAGUUGUUAAAGGUCGUGAUUUCUUUAAUGAUGUGUUUGGUUGUCUCUUUUUGAAUGAAACAACUCAUGUCAGCCCAUUGUAAUUUGAACAAUAGAGAAUAAUUUCAAUUGGUGCUGGUUUGCCCAUGAUAGACAUCAAUGGCAAAUUAUGCCCAUGAUCUUCUAAUUGACUUCCAGCAAGUUUCCAUAAUUUUCCG